This is a messenger RNA of Moneuplotes crassus, 999 nucleotides long. The record is from the annotation of a GenBank genome assembly. NCBI's taxonomy places the organism in Eukaryota, Ciliophora, Spirotrichea, Euplotida, Euplotidae.
AUUGAUAAAAUUAUUUCAGAAAUAAAAUGGCUUUUUACUCCAGCGCAAUCACUGAAAACUUUGAUAUUGGAGAGACCCUUGGAGUGGGCUCCUACGGAAGAGUUCGAAUGGUUAGAGAGAAACACACCGGAGAAAUUUAUGCUUUGAAAAUCUUGAAAUAAAGCUGAGGUUAUUAGCCUAAAACAGCAUCAACAUGCUAUCGAUGAGCUUAGUAUUAUGAGACAUAUCGACAAUCCUUUGUUAAUUUCGUUCAGAGGAGAUGCCUAUGAUAGCAGAUAUAUCUACAUUCUCAUGGAAUUCAUCCAAGGAGGGGAACUUUCUACAUGGAUCAAGAGGCUAGAAUACUUCUCUGCUGAAGAAACCAGAUUUUAUGCUGGACAAGUAGUACUGAUGUUCGAAUACCUCCAUUCAAAAUAACAUUAUUUAUCGGGACCUUAAGCCAGAAAAUUUGCUAGUCGAUCAAGAUGGAUAUCUCAAGCUAGUCGAUUUUGGAUUUGCCAAAGUUUGCUAUGACAGGACGUACACAUGUUGAGGAAGUCCUGAAAAAUAGAGGCCAUGGAAAGCCAGUAGACUGGUGGACACUAGGAAUUCUUAUGUAUGAAAUGCAUGCAGGAAUUACACCUUUCUUUGAUUUUGAUCCAAUGAUUAUGUAUAAGAAAAUACUGAAUGGAAAAGUUAGCUUUCCUUCUAAAUUUGAUAAAAAAUUAAAAAGUUUGAUAAAAAAACUCCUCACUUACGACCCAACCAAAAGAUACGGGCUGACAAAAUCAGGAGAAUUAGAUAUUAAAUCUCACAACUUGUUUGGCGAAGAUUGGAAUUGGACAGAUCUUGAAGACAGAAUAAUGCCUGCUUAUAUCAAACUAGAAUUCCAGUCAAGAGACGAGAUCUCUUACUUCCAUCAAUAUCCAGAUUCUCCAGAACCUGCUGAGGAAGUUCCGGAAAAGGAUGAUCCUUUCCUUAUUUGGUAGCUCUAUUCCACCUUUUUAUGGCUCAAUUAUA